CUCCAAUUGCAAGCACACUCACGAUGCCGGCAUCGUCAUCAACGGUCUUCCACCAAAAUUUCGACGCCUCAGCCUACAUCAGCGCUCGGCCGCGCUACCAACCUGUGGUAUUUGAUCUGCUUCGGGCCUGGCAUGAGAAUGAGGGCAGCAACAAGCGAUUCGAUGAUUGUUUGGACGUCGGAUGUGGGCCUGGCAUCCUGAGUUAUCCGCUCGGCACCAUCUUCAAACGCGUCGUAGGGCUUGACCCUUCGCCUACGAUGCUAGCACAGGCACGCUCCAACUCAGUCCCUGAGGCUCUCGAUCUCACCCUUCCCGAGGGACAUAGCGUCUCCUUCGUGGAGGGCUCGAUAGGUCCCGAGGAGAAGGGUAAGCUCAACGACUUGGAAGAUGCGUCCUUCGAUUUCAUCCUGGCAGGAACGGCCAUCCACUGGGUCGAUUGGAAGAGUGAUCCCAAAGGCGAGAAGAUUUGGCAGGAGUUCAGUCGCCUGCUCAGACCUGGUGGAUCAAUCUUUUUCAUCGGGUACUGUCCCGAAGUAAUCCAGCACUACCCGCUCAUAGACGCCGGGGUGCGCCGACUGAUCUGGGAUGAGGACGAGGGGCUGGGCAAAUACUUUGACUUUACCUCGCCGCUCGCGCCGACUUAUUUGUCUACUGGACUUUACAUUGGUUUGCCCUGCCCGGCCGAGUCGUACGGCGGUUGGGAGGAGCGGGACUCACACCUCUACCUAUUUGACGCGGAGGAGCGACUCAAGAGAAUGGAAGGGCAAGGUACCCUGCAAGAGACACUUGGGGGGCACAUGGUCGUUGUGCCAUCCAAGGAGAAGUUGAAGGAGAAGGCGGGCGUGCCGCAGUGGAUCGCGAAGCCUCUCGCUGCUGACCAUGCGAACGACGACGAUGACAGAUUCGCGCGCCUGGCCUCGUUCGCCAAGCCGGGAGAGAGGAGCACCACGACUCUGCGUGGACUGGCAAAGAUGUAUCACUCUGCCAGCGCUUGGCCCAAGUACUUGGCGGACCAUCCCGAGGAGAAGGAGAUGCAGAAGCAGGGCAAGGAUCUGCUUUGCCGUAUCCUGGAGAAGGCUAGGCAGGAGGAUGCAAAGGAAAGGAAUGCCGAACCAGUUGGAUGGGAUGAGCCCCUCGAUGUGAUUCACCCUACCGCGUUGUUCGUUGCUCGAAAGAAGCUAGAGUGAGGCGCGGGCAGGUGGUAGACUUUUUGUGGCAUGAUAGACCCUCCAUUGCUCUUCAUUCCCAAUCAUACAUCCCUUUACCCUCAC
This is a messenger RNA of Jaminaea rosea, 1271 nucleotides long. RefSeq names its product S-adenosyl-L-methionine-dependent methyltransferase. Lineage: Eukaryota; Fungi; Basidiomycota; Exobasidiomycetes; Microstromatales. Gene Ontology annotation, molecular function: S-adenosylmethionine-dependent methyltransferase activity. The coding region runs from base 24 to 1187 and encodes 387 amino acids. The transcript has 4 exons. The record is from RefSeq and is a predicted model, not a curated record.